GCGCCACCGAAGGUUCCCUCGAUCCUCAACGCGUCCAACGGCCCCAGCGACAAAACAUCCUCAAGACCUUUGUCCCAUCCCCCAAAUCUAAAUCACCAUGGGUCGCAUGCACGCUCCCGGAAAGGGCAUUUCGUCCUCCGCCCUUCCUUACAAGCGCUCUCCUCCUUCCUGGCUCAAGACAUCGUCUGACGAUGUCGUAGAGCACAUCAUCAAGCUGGCUCGUAAGGGUCUUACCCCUUCCCAGAUCGGUGUCACCCUCCGUGACUCGCACGGUAUCCCCCAAGUGCGCUUCGUCACCGGAAACAAAAUCCUCCGUAUCCUCAAAUCUCAAGGAUUGGCACCAUCCAUCCCAGAGGACCUUUGGCACCUCGUCAAAAAGGCGGUGGCCGUGCGCAAGCAUCUUGAGGUCAACCGCAAGGACAAGGACUCUAAAUUCCGUCUCAUCUUGAUCGAGUCCCGUAUCCACCGUCUUGCUCGCUACUACAAGACCAAGCAGCAGAUUCCCCCCACCUUCAAAUACGACUCGUCGACCGCCUCGACCCUCAUUGCAUGAGUGUGUUGUUAUAUGGAGAUACUGGUCAUGGGUGUGAUAGGGUUGCGCUUCGUGUGGAAAAUGAUGGUUGGCUUUCGCAUGUAGCCUUAAGUAUUCAUCUUCUAUGAUCUUACAAUGCAAAAGUAUGAUUAUGCACUCGCCUAUCAA
Molecule: messenger RNA, 700 nt
Organism: Serpula lacrymans var. lacrymans S7.9
Lineage: Eukaryota; Fungi; Basidiomycota; Agaricomycetes; Boletales; Serpulaceae
Exons: 4
Coding region: 98-553 (151 amino acids)
Biological process (GO): translation
Cellular component (GO): ribosome; nucleolus; cytosolic small ribosomal subunit
Molecular function (GO): structural constituent of ribosome; small ribosomal subunit rRNA binding
Source: RefSeq, a predicted model, not a curated record